CACUCCUCCGUCUCCCCUUCGCUUUUUCUCCAACCACUAUUUUGCUUUUCAAGUCUCUCGAUCUGUGAAAAGCUCUAGGGUUUCCUUUCUAGGGUUUUUCCGUUCAAUCUCUUCCCUACAUUUCUCCAAAUCCUCGAACAUUCAUUGCGAGUAAGCGGAGAUGAAGCUGACUGUGAAGACGCUGAAAGGCAGUCACUUUGAAAUCCGCGUUCAGCCAAGCGACACGAUUAUGGCUGUAAAGAAAAAUAUUGAAGAUGUGCAAGGAAAGGACAGCUAUCCAUGUGGGCAGCAAUUAUUGAUACAUAAUGGAAAGGUGUUGAAAGAUGAAACUACCCUGGAAGAAAACAAAGUCAGUGAAGAUGGUUUUCUUGUUGUUAUGCUUAGCAAGAGCAAAACCAUGGGAUCAACAGGGGGCUCAUCUGUGCAGGGUUCUUCAACUGCAGCAGCACCUUCACCAACAACUGCAGCAGCACCUGCACCAACAACUGCAGCAACUCCUGCACCAACAACUGCAGCAACUCCUGCUCCCACUGCUGCAGCUGAUGCUACUCCAGAAGCACCGGUUACUAGUGGUGAUGUCUAUGGUCAAGCUGCUUCCAAUUUAGUUGCUGGUAGUAGUCUUGAGCAGACUAUUCAACAAAUAAUGGAUAUGGGUGGUGGUAACUGGGAUAAGGAGACUGUUACACGUGCUCUUCGUGCAGCGUACAACAAUCCCGAGCGUGCUGUUGAUUAUUUAUAUUCUGGUAUUCCAGAAACUGCAGAGAUUGCUGUUCCUGUAGCUCCUCUCCCUUCAAAUCCAGCAUCUGGGGGGGCCAACCCCACUAGUCAAACAAGUGCAGCAAGUACUGCAGCAGUCACUGGAGGGCCUAAUUCUUCUCCUCUGAAUUUGUUUCCACAGGAGGCUCUCAAUUCUGCUGCUGCUGGGGGUGGAUCCCUUGAUUUCCUGAGACACAACCAGCAGUUCCAAGCAUUGCGUUCAAUGGUGCAAUCAAAUCCACAAAUUCUACAGCCAAUGCUUCAGGAGCUGAGCAAGCAAAACCCCCAACUUCUUAGACUGAUCCAGGAUCACCAUGCAGAGUUUCUUCAAUUAAUAAAUGAACCGGUUGAAGGUGCUGAAGGGGAUCUAUUUGAGCCAGCUGAGCAAGAUAUGCCCCAUGCUAUUAGUGUUACACCCGCAGAGCAGGAGGCUAUUGAACGACUUGAAGCUAUGGGCUUUGACAGAGCCCUUGUCAUCGAGGCAUUUUUAGCUUGUGACCGUAAUGAGGAAUUGGCUGUCAACUAUUUGCUAGAGAAUGCUGGGGAUUAUGAAGAUUAAAUGGUAACAUCUGGAGGGUUAUAAGACCAAAGUUGUCCGGGAGUUGUUUUUUUCAUUAUGAAUGCGGCACAACUUACCUCACUGAAUUCGAGGGCGCUAGCACAUUUGAUAUGGAAUUUACUUGUCAGAUUGGGAUGGAGAAUUCCAUUGGUUUUCUACUUGCUUAUUAGUGAGCACCCGAUGGUUUCUGUCUUGGGUAGAUGGAAGAGCUUGUCUGAAUUCAUCUCUGCUUUGUGUCGAUUCUUUGCAAAUUAUUUUUUAAUGUGCAAACUAUAUUGACAGAGCAAAUUUGACAUUAUA
This is a messenger RNA of Telopea speciosissima, 1615 nucleotides long. RefSeq names its product ubiquitin receptor RAD23b. Bases 161 to 1315 code for a protein of 384 amino acids. Gene Ontology annotation, molecular function: proteasome binding; polyubiquitin modification-dependent protein binding; ubiquitin binding. Gene Ontology annotation, biological process: proteasome-mediated ubiquitin-dependent protein catabolic process; nucleotide-excision repair. The record is from RefSeq and is a predicted model, not a curated record. Gene Ontology annotation, cellular component: nucleoplasm; cytosol. The transcript is spliced from 12 exons. Lineage: Eukaryota; Viridiplantae; Streptophyta; Magnoliopsida; Proteales; Proteaceae.